UUGAAUCUAUCACAGCUAGUAUUUUUAGGUCGCCUGAUCGUCGGCGCAGAGAUUUCUGGAGCUGCCGAAUGGGGUCGCCAAACGGCGGUUCUGCCCCUGAUUGCGGCCUGUGUUUGGCCCCUUCCGAGCCCGCGGUGGGCCCCGUCUCGAUAAUCAAUCGGUAGUUCCAUCCUUUCUCAUAAGUACCAGCUCGCCUCUUCCACUCGCUCCCAUGAAUUGGCCUUCCAUCUCUUUGCAUUGUUGUUUCUCCCUUUUUCAUACACCCAUACAAUUCGCAUCACCAUGGCCUUCGACUGCUACUGUGCCAUUUGUGGUGUUGGGUUCUGUGGCAUGCACAUCGAACCCCCGUCGGAGGAGGCGCUGGAACGCCGCCGCCGAUGGAUCGAGAAGCGUUGUAGGGCUCUUCAGGCUGGGAAAGACCUUGCUCAACUGCCACGGGAUAGCGAAGAAGUCGCGAAUCCUGUUCGCAGUUACGACCCUCGCAUUGUUGGGUGGGAAAACAUUUCCUGGCUCUACAAAGCACACUGUCUCGGUAUGACCCAGAACGCUGCUGCGGGCUCAGCCAAGGCGUUUCUCUCGGAUGAAGGAUAUUACGCAGAUGCCGGAGAGCUGGUUGUCAAGGCUGGCUCCAACUCGAACCGAUCAAGCCAGAAAGUCUACUCAUGCUAUGGCCAAGGCUCGGACGAGGCACCGGGUCCCGUCCUUCCCUUCCACUGGUGCUGCUUCGAAAUUCUCACUCACGCGCUCACCGGCUCCACGGAUAUCAAGAAGGUGAACUUGGACGUUCUCUACAAUGUCAUGAGUCCUCUUUGCAACAUGAAGAGCUCCGCGUUGGAUUUGAGCUAUGGAGAGGAUAUUCAGCGCGCUCAAGGGCGCUAUUGGGAGUGCAUCCCAGGCGUCGAGUACUGCGCAACCCACCCUACAGACACUCCCGCACUGCCCGCAUAUAUUCAAACAAACAUGGAAUCGAACAGCAAGCUCAAAAUCGCCUCCGCCGAGAUUGACCUUCGUGAGCGACGCCCCGCCAGUCCGUUCGGCAAGCUUCCACUCGAGCUUGUGUAUGAGAUUUGCAUGUUCCUUCCUAGCGAAGACUUGAAAUCCCUUGCUCAGGCCUCCUUGAGCGUUCACCUUGUUACUCAAGACAAUCUUUUCUGGAAGAAAUUCAUGCAGUGGGAUAUGCCUUGGUUCUGGGAGCUCCAGGCCAGCAAGGGACAAAAGUUGAAUGACGAGGUCAACUACAAGCAGCUGUAUCUUUGGCUGGACAAGAUGACCACAGCGCGGUACGGAAUGGACGACGCGAACCUCAUUGGGGUCGCCAACCGUCGACGUAUCUGGGGCGUGUGCGAGGAGCUUGCAGAUCGGUACCACAAGGGCUUGGCUCAAGCCCCUGCCGUCCCUAUCGCAUGUGCCAGUGGCUGAAAUAUGCCAAUAAUUGGGCAAGCUGCUCAGUACAACACCAUGCACAUACCCCAACCCUCUGCGACAACA
Messenger RNA from Aspergillus uvarum CBS 121591, 1488 nucleotides. Its product is annotated as F-box domain protein. The coding region runs from base 283 to 1419 and encodes 378 amino acids. The record is from RefSeq and is a predicted model, not a curated record. Gene Ontology annotation, molecular function: protein binding. The transcript is spliced from 2 exons. Lineage: Eukaryota; Fungi; Ascomycota; Eurotiomycetes; Eurotiales; Aspergillaceae.